This is a messenger RNA of Gasterosteus aculeatus aculeatus (three-spined stickleback), 2418 nucleotides long. It is a transcript of the gene rcn1, whose product is annotated as reticulocalbin 1, EF-hand calcium binding domain. Gene Ontology annotation, molecular function: calcium ion binding. Gene Ontology annotation, cellular component: endoplasmic reticulum. Lineage: Eukaryota; Metazoa; Chordata; Actinopteri; Perciformes; Gasterosteidae. The record is from RefSeq and is a predicted model, not a curated record.
GUCCGUAGGUGUUGUCAGCGGACCUGUCUGAAGCCCCAGGUCCCCUCUGAAGGUUUGCUUAUUGAAACAUUGUUGCACACCGCUGCUGAACAGAAGACGUCAGCUCGGUUUGGGUCGUGCACGAGCGGUUCAAAGUGGCCACAUUGCCGCCUGCUCAUUGUCGGUGUGACGGGCCUGUUUAGAAAACAAGAGCUCGCGACCUGCGGCUUCAUCUCGAGCUUCAUCUGCAGCUUCAUCUCCGUCCGAUGGAGCUCCUCGGCUUCGUGUGCGCCGCGCUCCUGUGCGCUGCCGCGGUGCACGGUAAGCCCACGUUGAGGAAAGACCGAGUUAUUCACGACCAAGAACUGGGCAGGCAAGCCCACGAAGACAAUACGAGCUUCCAAUACGACCAUGAGGCCUUUCUCGGCAAAGAGGAAGCCAGGACAUUUGACCAGCUCACUCCCGAGGAGAGCAAGGACAGGCUCGGUAAUAUAGUGGACAAGAUAGACGGCGACGCGGAUGGCUACAUCACCACGGAUGAACUCAAGGCUUGGAUAAAACGCGUGCAGAAGCGUUACGUCUAUGAGAACGUGGCGAAGGUGUGGACGGACUACGAUCUCAACAAAGACAACAAGAUUUCGUGGGAUGAGUACAAGCAAGCCACAUACGGAUACUACCUCUCCAACCCGGAGGAGUUUGACGAAGCAACAGAACAGUUUAGCUUCAAGAAGAUGCUGCCCCGUGAUGAGAGGAGGUUUAAGAGAGCUGAUCUGGACGGGGACCUGGCAGCCGACAGAGAAGAGUUCACAUCCUUCCUCCACCCUGAGGAGUUUGAACACAUGAGGGACACAGUGGUCCUGGAAACCUUAGAGGACAUUGACAAGAACGAAGACGGACACGUGGAUGAAGAUGAGUAUAUUGCCGACAUGUUUGCCCACCAGGACGGGGGUCCGGAGCCGGACUGGAUCAAGACCGAGCGGGAACAGUUCUCUGACUUCCGAGACUUGAACAAAGAUGGUAAGAUGGACCAGGACGAAAUCCGCCACUGGAUCAUGCCACAAGACUACGACCACGCCAAAGCUGAGGCGAGACAUCUGGUGUAUGAGUCUGACCAAGACAAGGACCAAAUGCUGACCAAAGAGGAAAUCCUUGAAAACUGGAACAUGUUCGUUGGAAGCCAGGCCACCAACUACGGAGAGGACCUCACCAAGAACCACGAUGAGCUCUGAGCUCUCACUGCGGUUUCUGUGUGUGUGUGUGCGUGCGUGCAUGUGUGUGUGUGUGUAUGUGUGAAAGGAGGGUUGGUGAACAUCUUUGUUUUCAAAGACCCAAGUUUGACUCUUGCACCUUCUCCGAUCCCCGCAACCACCUCUCCAUCCAUUCCUUUUAGCAGCGGGACCGAUGUCAGAGUGUUGGGUUGUAAGUCAACACUGUAGAUGCCGAACAGGAGGGAUCAGGGUUGGUCGGACCACUAACACUAAGGGGCCGUCUCGGCUCGGUUUCUGACACUCAGGAGCAAAUCCGGACACGGUGGACUUCCCUCUUCAUCCACGGUGCCUUCCAGCCGCAUCGCCGGCUUCACUGCCUCAGAGAUCUGUGUAGAUAGUCUUCUAAUGAAACCUGUCCAAGCUUAAUGCCAAGCUUUUGAUAGUACUGUUAAUGUGAAACUACAGCGCAGAACAUUCAUUCUGUUUUAUUUAUUUAUCAAAUCUCUUUUGUACUUUGAGUUCGAGAGGAGUACAGCAAUUUUUUUUAUUCUUUAUUCACAAAUUCUGAUUUUGUUUACAUUUUCCUGGCCACAUGAUUUGAUGAAGAUUGGUUGUUUUUGGAUUAGUUAAGUGCUUUAAGAAAUGUUUAUUAAUUGAUAAUUAAUGGCACGGUAUUUGCACAUGUUUGGAUUAAGUGUAGCCUGUGAAUCUUGCUUCUUUUUUUUUUAAAUGUAUUUAUUAGUAUAAUUAGGCCAACAGUAUGCUCCCCUUUACAUUUCAUUUACCUCAUGUUACAUUUGAGCUUCUUCCUUUUACUAUUUUAGAUGAUGAUGAUGUUUUUUUUAGUUUGACUAAGUAUCUCCACCUGCUACAUAACUCAGAGGUCAUAUUUUUGUAUUCGCUGUACAAAUGUAUUUCCUGUCCAUCUGGCAUUGUAUAUGCAGUAUGAACCUAGUGUUCUGCCAUGUCUGGUUUUUAAAUCCUAUGUUCUAUAUUUCUUAAUGUGUACUCCGUAUAAACCCGCAUAGAGGUAUGCAACUUGUGAAAAGAUCAAAUUCUGAUCACAUUGUAUGUGUAUAUUAUAUAAUCAAAUUCAUGUCAUUUGGCCUUUUCUUUCUUCUUUUUAUCUGUUUGUUUCUGUUGUUGUUUUUUGUCCCAAACCUCAUGGCUUUCAGAGUCCACAACACAAAUGGGCCCAAACACAUUAAUAAAACUACAUUUCCACACUGAA